Messenger RNA from Camelina sativa (false flax), 1206 nucleotides. Its product is annotated as cyclic dof factor 1. The record is from RefSeq and is a predicted model, not a curated record. Lineage: Eukaryota; Viridiplantae; Streptophyta; Magnoliopsida; Brassicales; Brassicaceae. Gene Ontology annotation, molecular function: DNA binding; DNA-binding transcription factor activity. Gene Ontology annotation, biological process: regulation of DNA-templated transcription.
GAUUUCCAAACCAAAAAAAUUCCAAUCUAAACAAACCCAUACCUCACAAAAAAAAAAAAAUAGCUUCGAAGAGAAACCUACGAGAAAGUAAAAAAAAAGAAGAAGAACAAAUUCAAGGAAAGAAGAAAUAAUGCUGGAAAGUAAAGAUCCAGCGAUUAAGCUCUUCGGUAUGAAAAUCCCUUUUCCGACAGUUUUAGAGGUAGCUGAUGAAGACGCAAAGAACCAAAACGAGGCAUUAACAGAUCAAUCGGAGAAAGACAAAACCCUAAAAAAACCGACCAAGAUUCUUCCAUGUCCGAGAUGCAAUAGCAUGGAGACAAAGUUCUGUUAUUACAACAACUACAACGUAAACCAACCCCGCCAUUUCUGUAAAGCUUGUCAGAGAUAUUGGACCUCUGGUGGGACCAUGAGAAGUGUUCCCAUCGGCGCCGGACGACGUAAGAGCAAGAAUAACUCAACGUCAUCACCUUCACAUUACCACCACGUGACCAUCUCGGAAACAAAUGGUCCAGUCCUUAGUUUCAGCCUCGGAGACGAUCAAAAGGUCUCGAAUCAUAUGUUCGGGAGUCCAAAGCUAAUGUCUAGGAUACAGAACAGUGACGAGUCCUCUAAUAACAGUACUUCGAACGGUCUGGAUAAUUGCUUUCCGGGAGCUUCGUGGCCUUACGCGUGGAACCCCGGUUUUUACCCGGUUUACCCUUAUUGGAACAUUCCAACAUUGUCAUCUCCGGUUAAUUCUAGUCCUAACUCUACACUUGGUAAGCAUUUGAGAGACGAAGACGAGACGAUGAAGCCAAAGCAGAAGAAUGGAUCUGUGUUGGUUCCUAAGACUUUGAGAAUUGAUGAUCCUAAUGAAGCCGCAAAGAGUUCUAUAUGGACAACACUUGGAAUCAAGAACGACGUUCUGUUCAAAGGGUUUGACUCGAAGAAAGAGGUUAAGAAUAUUAGCAAAGAAGAAACAGAGACUUCUCUUGUUCUUUGUGCAAACCCAGCUGCGUUAUCAAGAUCACUCAAUUUCCAUGAACAGAUGUGAUUGUAUAUGUAUACAUACGAUAUAUAUACAUAUACGUAUAUGUCAUGUAUGAGUAGAUGUGGUUAGAUCUGUCUUUUUCCUUCUUUCCUCGUGGCUUACACGAGGCUUUAUAGCUUUUGUACCAUACACUUUUUUAGCCUUUUAAGUUUGAUUUUUGUUAUAAGAUUACAUAA